AUGAAUAAUCCUCAAUAUAUCAAUAAUCCAAUUAUCAUUGGAGCACCAUCUACAACGUCUCCAUCAGAUAUUAAUCCAGGUUCUGAUGGUGUUGAUUUCAUUGAAGUGAAUCCUUCUGUAUUUAUACCAUUUGCACCAGGAACAACACCAAUUAUAGUCACAGUUUCUGUACCUAAUAAGAAUACAAAUGUCAAUAAAAUAACAGUUACUAUCACAGAACCAACUGGUACAACUAUAGUCAAUGAAGUAUCACGAGAAAAUACAAAUAAAGUUGAUAGCUUUCCAAUCACACCAUUACCUGAAAAUAGCACAAUGACAAUAACCUUUGGAACAACUCGUGGACAACCGCCAGAAAAUGUAACCCUUUCGAUAAUUGCUUGUUAUACACCAGGAACAGCAACAACAAUUGUAACUAGCAGUACUAUUCCACCAAGUGUUAGUGGAUCUACGCCGACAUUGACAAUCAGUUCAACAAGUAUUGGUGUAACAGAAGGCAUGAAUAAUCCGCAAUAUAUCAAUAAUCCAAUUAUCAUUGGAGCACCACCUACAACGUCACCAUCAGAUAUUAAUCCAGGUUCCGAUGGUGUUGAUUUCAUUGAAGUGAAUCCUUCUGUAUUUAUACCAUUUGCACCAGGAACAACACCAAUUAUAGUCACAGUUUCUGUACCUAAUAAGAAUACAAAUGUCAAUAAAAUAACAGUUACUAUCACAGAACCAACUGGUACAACUAUAGUCAAUGAAGUAUCACGAGAAAAUACANUACGUCACAAAAACCGAGUUCACUCGAAAAAUUAA
Molecule: messenger RNA, 795 nt
Organism: Rotaria sp. Silwood2
Lineage: Eukaryota; Metazoa; Rotifera; Eurotatoria; Philodinida; Philodinidae
Source: the annotation of a GenBank genome assembly